This is a messenger RNA of Fulvia fulva, 279 nucleotides long. Its product is annotated as Cell wall protein phiA. The transcript has a single exon. The record is from RefSeq and is a predicted model, not a curated record. Lineage: Eukaryota; Fungi; Ascomycota; Dothideomycetes; Mycosphaerellales; Mycosphaerellaceae. The coding region runs from base 1 to 279 and encodes 92 amino acids.
AUGGGUCAGGGUGUGUCGGGUUACACUACCGGUGCUAAGCCUACGCCACGAAAUGCUGAGAGGAAGGGCUUUGCGAUUAGUAAGAAGGGAUACCUCGAGUUCGACGGGACUGGGACCAUGGCUUGCCCGCCUGGCGAGAAGAAUAAGGAUGCUGGUUGGAGCAUUUGGUUCACGAAUGCGAAGAAGCCGGGGUUCCAGGAGGGGUGUUUGGAAGUUGCGUUGAGGGCUGUUAAAGCGGAUAAGCCGGUGAGCUGUUUUUACACUUCUUCUUCUUCUUAG